AUGCCCGUCACAAACUUUUCCACGCCCGAUCCAUAUACCUACUUGAAUGGCUUCAAUUCCUACCACGAAACCGAAGCCAUAAGCGGCGCUCUGCCUGUUGCUCAGAACUCGCCGCAGAAACCAUCCUACGGACUCUACGCCGAGAAGCUAUCAGGAACAGCUUUCACCGCACCACGACACGAGAAUAAACAAUCAUGGCUCUACCGUAUCCUUCCAUCAGCCGCCCAUUCCAACUACCAGCCCGUUGCUGAAGACACAUACCACACUUCUCUGAGUAACAGCAAUAACAAUGUUCAACAUCAACUGCACUAUAUCCCUAAUCAACUACGCUGGAAUCCCUUUGAUUUCGACGAAAGCGUCGACUGGGUCCAUGGCUUGCACCUUGUCGCUGGCGCAGGUAAUCCUACUACAAAAUCGGGACUGGGGAUUCUGUUAUAUGCUGCGGGAAAGGAUAUGGGCAACGAAGCAUUUUACUCGGCCGACGGUGAUUUUCUGAUCGUGCCUCAACAUGGAGUUUUGGAUAUCCAGACGGAGUUAGGUAAGAUACUAGUUCGGCCGAAUGAGAUAUGUGUCGUGCCGAGAGGUAUGAAAUAUCGGGUGAAGCUUCCCUCCGGCCCUGUGCGAGGGUACAUAUGUGAACUCUACCAAGGCCAUUUCGAGCUGCCGGAGCUAGGUCCUAUUGGUUCCAACUGUCUAGCUAAUGCACGCGACUUUCAAGCCCCCGUAGCAUCCUUCGACGAUGACGAAGGGCAACCAACCGAAUACACAGUAACCAGCAAAUUCAACAACAAUCUAUUCUCAGCCCACCUAUCCCAUACACCGUUCGACGUGGUGGCCUGGCACGGAAAUUACUAUCCCUUCAAAUAUGAUCUAGGUAGAUUCAACACCAUCGGCUCAAUUUCCUACGACCAUCCUGAUCCUUCCAUUUUCACCGUUCUUACAGGCCAAUCUGAUCAUCCUGGCACCGCUAUUGCGGAUUUUGUCAUCUUCCCAUCCCGCUGGCUUGUCACCGAAAACACUUUUAGACCCCCAUGGUAUCACCGAAAUGUGAUGUCGGAGUUUAUGGGCCUGAUAUCGGGAGACUACGAUGCUAAGAUAGGCGGCGGAUUCAGACCUGCAGGUGCCAGUUUGCACAAUAUUAUGAGCGCGCAUGGACCGGACGCCAAUGCGCACGAAAAGGCGAGUAAUGUAGAGCUGAAGCCGCAGAAGGUCGGCGAAGGAAGCAUGGCGUUCAUGUUUGAAAGUGCUCUCAUGGUUGGUGUUUCGGAAUGGGGGUUGAAGACAUGCGAGAAGGUGCAGGAAGAUUACAAUGCAGAGAGCUGGGAGCCUUUGAAAAGGCAUUUUGUCAAUCCCAACAAAAAGAAGUAG
Messenger RNA from Talaromyces atroroseus, 1368 nucleotides. RefSeq names its product Homogentisate 1,2-dioxygenase. Gene Ontology annotation, cellular component: cytoplasm. Gene Ontology annotation, molecular function: homogentisate 1,2-dioxygenase activity. The record is from RefSeq and is a predicted model, not a curated record. The transcript is spliced from 4 exons. Bases 1 to 1368 code for a protein of 455 amino acids. Gene Ontology annotation, biological process: L-phenylalanine catabolic process. NCBI's taxonomy places the organism in Eukaryota, Fungi, Ascomycota, Eurotiomycetes, Eurotiales, Trichocomaceae.